Messenger RNA from Andrographis paniculata, 682 nucleotides. RefSeq lists its product as uncharacterized. The coding region runs from base 65 to 490 and encodes 141 amino acids. The record is from RefSeq and is a predicted model, not a curated record. The transcript has a single exon. Lineage: Eukaryota; Viridiplantae; Streptophyta; Magnoliopsida; Lamiales; Acanthaceae.
CUGCACAGCACUUCACCAUUUCCGAAAAUCGCAGCCGGCGGUUCCCUGCAAUUUCCGAUCAACAAUGGCGUCCGACCGCGAGAACGCCGAGGUGUACACCGGCAACGACAUCUGCAAGCGGAAGUCCAUGGAGCUGCUGGAGAAGAUGCAGCUCCCGAGAGGCAUGCUCCCCUUGGACGACAUCGAGGAAGUCGGCUACAACGAGGCCACCGGAUUCGUGUGGCUGAAGCAGAAGAAAAGUAAGACGCACGUUUUCCGGUCGAUCGAUCGGACGGUGUGGUACGACAAGGAGGUGACGGCGGUGGUGGAGAACCGUCGGAUGAAGCGCCUGACAGGUGUCAAGAGCAAGGAGCUCCUCAUCUGGGUGGCCAUCUCUGAUAUUUCCAUUCAGGACCCCAACUCUGGCAAAAUUACAUUCACCACCCGGACUGGACUUUCCCGUACUUUUCCGGUCUCCGCUUUCGAGGAGGAAGAAGACAUCAAGAAUUGAUCUUACAUAAAAACACAUAUCCAUGUUUUCAUCCACCAUCAAUAUAUAUAAUUAAUUAAUAAAAUAAUUCUGAAUGCUUCAGAAUCUCAGUGUUUUAGCUUCAUGACAGUACUAUGGUGACAGUACUAUGGUGUUAAUUACUUGUGGGGGUAUCUCUAUGCAAUAAAUUCACUUCUUAUAUACAGACGCAAA